Molecule: messenger RNA, 2454 nt
Organism: Penicillium paradoxum
Lineage: Eukaryota; Fungi; Ascomycota; Eurotiomycetes; Eurotiales; Aspergillaceae
Gene: pakA
Product: mitogen-activated protein kinase kinase kinase kinase STE20
Exons: 4
Coding region: 1-2454 (817 amino acids)
Biological process (GO): regulation of MAPK cascade; intracellular signal transduction; protein phosphorylation
Cellular component (GO): cytoplasm
Molecular function (GO): protein serine/threonine kinase activity; ATP binding
Source: RefSeq, a predicted model, not a curated record
AUGAAUCAGGAUAAUUUUCCAUUGAAAUUCCGCCGAGCAUCGACCAAACUUCACAAGGAUCCCCCUAGCUUGAGCUCGCGCAUUCUUCGGACUCAUCAAAGCACCACAUCGCUGAAACGUACCCCAUCCGCCCCCGUCUACCCGCGUUCCUCUCCCAGUAGCAGUCGCGAGCAUAAUCGGUCGCGAUCCAACGCACAAUUUCCCGGUUCUUCGUCGUCAUCACUCGAGCAGAACAGUGGCGGACCAUCGCCUUCCAACGACGAAUCAAGUGGCUUCUUCUCCAACUUCACCUCCCGCGCCCGCACCCGCAGCUCCAAUCGCUUUUCCUACAACGAGCAGAGCUCGGAUGAAUUGAAUGGUCCUUACGAAACGCGGGGCAUGCUCAGUGCUUUAGACGAGAACAGCGCCGAGACCGAUCCUCAUUCACAGCAGCAACCUGGACUCCGCUCUCACCAUACUAGUCCCGAUACCCGCGGACGCCACUCACUUCGUCAGUCAGCUAGUUUCACCACUCUAACGCAACGGAUGGAUUCUUUCACGCAUCGUGAGGCCGAAAAGCCUCAAAAUCCUGUCAAACGGUAUUCUGAUGAUGACAAUACUCCAAUUCCUUCCCGAACGAGACAGAGUAAGAAGGCCAGCUUCUCCAGAUUUGUGGAUAGUGUGCUUGGAACGCCCGGUCGCAACAUGAAAAUUUCGGCCCCAGAGAAUCCGGUCCAUGUCACACAUGUUGGCUAUGACAACCAGACCGGUCAAUUCACCGGUCUUCCCAAAGAAUGGCAGCGGCUACUACAAGAGAACGGUAUCUCGAAGAAGGAGCAGGAAGAGCACCCACAGACUAUGAUGGAUAUCAUGCGCUUUUACGAGAAGAACACGCGAGGCGACAGUGAUGAUGAAGUAUGGCAUAAAUUUGAUAAUGCGCAAGCUGCCCAAGCUUCCCAAGCCACGAGCCCACGAGAACAAACAUCGCCACCGGGCAGCCCUCGAUUCCCACAAAAUCACGAAAACAGCUUCGAGAACCCGCGAUCACCUCCACCCAUUCCUCGCGGACCUCCGGCAGGCACGGCGGUCAUGUCUCCUUCGCUGGGAGGUAUGGUACCCCAUCGUGCGCCCCCGAAGCCGCCGACCGGCAUGACUCCCUCUCGCCCUCCCCCUCAACCACCGGUUCCGAAUGUAUACCCAAUUCAGCAACGAAGCCCCCAGGAAAGUUAUGGCCCUACGUUUGGCACUCCAACUAUCCCGGAGACCGAGCCAUUGCCAGUAUCGCCCCAUCGCAGUCCCUCCAGCUCCCAAAAUGGCACACCUGCGCCUGGCGUUUCGAAUGUUAUCGCAUCCCCAACACAAUACCAGCGGCAACAGGAGCAAGUGAUGGCCGCCGCUCAGCAGGCAUUGGAUCGGAAUCGCACCCAACGCCAGCAAGCACAACAUCCUCCCGCCAUCUCUACGUCAACAAGUGCGCCAGCCCCCGAUCUUUCGUCUGGGGUGUCACCCACCGUGCGUGCUCCGCCUGCUGCCAGACCCAGACAGCGCCAGCAGCGACAGAGCAGUGCCAUGGAUAUCAGAGCACGCUUGAUGCUGAUCUGUCACCCUGGCGAUCCUACGCAAAUAUACUACAAUCUCAACAAGAUCGGCCAAGGUGCCUCUGGGGGUGUGUUUACAGCAUAUGAGCAUCCACACAAUAAUUGCGUCGCCAUCAAGCAGAUGAAUUUAGAUUUGCAGCCCAAGAAGGACUUGAUUAUCAACGAAAUCUUGGUCAUGAAGGAUAGCAAGCACAAGAACAUUGUCAACUUCUUGGAGAGCUUCCUGCAUGGACUUGAUCUCUGGGUUGUCAUGGAAUAUAUGGAGGGUGGCAGUCUCACAGAUGUGGUUACCUUCAACAUUAUGAAUGAGGGACAGAUAGCCGCUGUUUGCAGAGAGACCCUCAGCGGCCUCCAGCAUUUGCAUUCCAAGGGUGUGAUCCAUCGGGACAUCAAAUCCGACAACAUCUUGCUGUCCAUGGAUGGCAACAUCAAGCUGACUGAUUUCGGUUUCUGUGCUCAAAUCAACGACUCGCAGAAUAAGCGAAACACCAUGGUUGGCACCCCAUACUGGAUGGCCCCCGAAGUCGUGACUCGUAAAGAGUAUGGCCGCAAGGUCGAUAUCUGGAGUCUAGGCAUCAUGGCCAUCGAGAUGAUUGAGGGUGAACCGCCAUACCUGACAGAAUCGCCCCUGCGCGCACUAUAUCUAAUUGCUACGAACGGAACGCCCACCAUCAAAGAUGAGCAUAACCUAUCCCCGAUCUUCCGCGAGUUCCUUCACUUUGCUCUGAAGGUUGAUCCGGAGAAGCGGGCGUCGGCACACGACCUACUGAAGCACCCAUUCAUGUCUUUCUGUGCACCACUCUCGCAUCUCGCCCCCUUGGUCAAGGCUGCUCGCAUCAGCCGCGCCCAAGAAAAAGCCCAAAAAGGAGGCGCCUAA